Messenger RNA from Nestor notabilis (Kea), 1137 nucleotides. RefSeq names its product B-cell CLL/lymphoma 2 (gene BCL2). The transcript is spliced from 3 exons. Gene Ontology annotation, molecular function: protein homodimerization activity; protein heterodimerization activity. The record is from RefSeq and is a predicted model, not a curated record. The coding region runs from base 1 to 594 and encodes 197 amino acids. Gene Ontology annotation, biological process: intrinsic apoptotic signaling pathway in response to DNA damage; negative regulation of intrinsic apoptotic signaling pathway; extrinsic apoptotic signaling pathway in absence of ligand. Gene Ontology annotation, cellular component: mitochondrial outer membrane. Lineage: Eukaryota; Metazoa; Chordata; Aves; Psittaciformes; Psittacidae.
AUGGCUCAUCCGGGGAGAAGAGGCUACGAUAACCGGGAGAUAGUGCUGAAGUACAUCCACUAUAAACUCUCACAGAGGGGAUACGACUGGGCUGCCGGCGAGGACAGGGCACCCCUGCCUGCGGGUCUCUCUCCUCCUGCUGCUGCUGCUGCGGUUGCUGCUGCUGCUGGGACUUCCUCUGAUCACACUGGGCUGGUGUCUCCGCACCCCGAGCCCCCUGGCUCGGCUGCUGCUAGCCACGUGCCCCUGGCCGAGGGGCUGCGCCCCGCGCCCCAGGUCGUCCACCUCACCCUGCGCCAGGCGGGGGGCGAGGUCUCCCGCCUCUUCGAGUUCGGUGGCGUCAUGUGCGUGGAGAGCGUCAACCGGGAGAUGUCUCCCCUUGUAGACAGCAUCGCCGCCUGGAUGACCGAGUACCUGAACCGGCACCUGCACAACUGGAUCCAGGACAACGGAGGCUGGGAUGCCUUCGUGGAGUUGUAUGGCAACAGUAUGAGGCCUUUGUUCGAUUUCUCCUGGAUCUCUCUGAAGACUAUCCUGAGUCUAGUUCUGGUGGGAGCUUGCAUCACUCUUGGCGCUUAUCUUGGACAUAAGUAGAGUCAUCCAGUUUAUCGUGGAUUACAAAAGUCUUUCAGAAUAACAAAAUAAUAUUUUUUUUUUCUGUAGCACAAUGAUAUUUUAUGAGCAAAACAACUUCCCAGCUAAAGAUUAAAUCAGCUAUUACUGCCAAAGGAAAUACCAUUUAUUUUUACAUUGCAGGAAAAUUAUUUAUUAAAAGAUAUUUACAUUUUAACCUGCUAUUUUCAGAAACUCUGCAAGUUGUAUCUGUCAUCACAUCAUGUUGUUAUUCUUAACUUUAAUGAGCCCCAAAGUCUUUUAGGUUCUCUUUCAAUUAAUGCAGCUGGCUGGAUUAUUUUAUCUUUGAAGAGCAAAUGUACUGACAAAGACCUACCUGCUUACACUUACGAGGGCAGUUACUUGAGCUGCUAAAGGCUGCGUAAUUGUGUUGAUUUUCCUUGCAUUUUUUGGGUAGCUGGGAGGGAUCUGAAAGACAAGGUCAGCGUGAACAAAGCUCUCACCCUGUCCUGCUGGCAAGAACUGACGGAGUAAUCGAUUCAACAUGGUACAUAUGUGGAGUCA